UGUAUUUAAGGGGCAAUAACUCAUUUUACCCGCACUUUUCGAUGGGCAGCGAAUUCUUCACAAAGUAUUUACAAGUUGGUGCAAGAUUGGUCUGUCAAAUAGAAAUUCAUUCUUUGGAUGAAAAAAAGUCCAACAAAAGAUGGCUUCAGCGACAUCAACUAAAGGAAAUAGAAAAGUUACUGAAAGGUCCAGUAAGAGCAAAGAUAGAAGAAAGAGACAAAAAUGACAAAUCACAGAAUAUUUUAACAGGAAGUACAGUGAGGCUUGGUUAUGUGUUUAAAAAGAAAUCCCUCCAUCAUACUUUGUUACUUGGUGAAGAAGAAUCAGGAGAGGAGGAUUUUUACAGUACUGCUUACACUGUGUUCAGAGAGAAAGUGGUCGUGUUUGUCACCUCAUUAGAAUCUCAAGAUACUAAAAGUGUAACAAAGCUAGCAAAAGUCCUCCAUGACUGUAGCCAAUCACAAACUAGUUCAGUCAGCAUAAGUAAUUACUUUACUAAACAAUCAUCUACAAGUCAAAAUGGUAGUCUUGGUAAUACCAAACAGAAUGGUAACCAUGGUAACACAGAAAAUGGUGUAUCUUCCAAUGAGGGAAAACGAAAAGCUAUUAAAAACCUUGUCGGAAGAACCAACAAAGCUAUUUCUAAGGUCAAGAAAGAAAAGAGAAUAGCAAAAAUCUUAAAGAACUUUAAGGAAAUAGAAGGAGAAGAACCAGACUGUGCUUCCAAUACUGUCUCUUCCUCCACUGAAUCUCAUCAGACAAAAAAUCUAGUACAAGACAGCAAACCAUCUAUUACUGGACUGUGCAGCAUAGAACAGGAAACUGUAUCAACAAACUGUUCAUCUUCUGUUACCUCAGUAAGCUCACAACAGGAAACCAGUAACUCAUCUUCAGAGUCUGGUCAAAAUGACAUGUGUAUCAAUUACCGAGGAACAAAAUAUGGAUCAAAUUAUCCUCCAUACAUAGAUUCCUGUCAGUCUGAAAUAGAUUAUAUUGAUAUAGAAAUAGACUGCCAUGCCAUUAUAGUUCCAAAAUUUAGUCCAAUGUCUCCUUCUAAAACUCAAAAUGGCUGUGAUUCUGGGUCAGAUUCAACUUGUAUUGAAACAAACUAUAUAAGCACAACUAAAUCUAGAUCUAGUCUGCAGUCAAACUUCAAUAUACUCAAAGAUGUAACUACAACCUCGGAGACUGUUGACCAUAGAUUUCCAGAUGACAUGCCUGACAUUGAUAAGGCUAUUACCUCGGAAACUGUUGAAGAUGGAUUUCCUGACGACAUGCCUGACAUUGUGUCUGAUUGUUCAUUAGAUCUCACAGAACCUCCAGAAGAUAUGCCAGAUAUAAUUAACGAACAUACUUCAUUUGAAUUUUGCUCGGAAGACGAUAAUCUUGGUGCCAAUUAUGAUACUGCUGAAAAUGAUGAGGUAGAUGUGAUCUCAGAUUGCUUAGAUAUGGCUGAAAAUCUUCUUCAAGUUCCCAUGGUAACUGAUAACAAAAUGGAGGAGGAUGUAAUCUAUACAAAUGCUGACAUUUAUGACAAUGAAGGUGAUUGUCAGAUAACAGAUCUAUGUAAUUCUGAUACAGAUGAAAGACUGGAGGAAAAUGACAUUCAAACUGGGGGUAAUGUUGUAAAUGAUCUGAUGUUUGAUUAUAAGAAUAGCCAGCAGAUGACAAAUGUUGAGAUUUGCCACCAAGGAACAGACCUUAUGGAGAAAGAGAUUAGCCAGCAAACAACCAAUACUAUGGAAACAAAUGUUUUGAGUGAUAGUGAUUCAAGUGAUUCUGAAUUGCCUGAUUGUGACUUCAUAGCAUAUAAAUCCAGAAGACGAACUUCAAUUUUUCAAAGGGCAAUUGAUAUUUGUCAAGUCAUUAAAACUAACAAGGAGAAUCGGCAUGUGACAAGUUCAGCUGACAAUGAAGUAACAAAAAAUGAAAAAAACAAGAGAAAAAGAAGUAAGCGUGUUCUUCCAAGUUUUUCACCUUCAACCUCAGAGGAUGAGUUGAAUCCACCAAAAGUUGCCAAGACUGAUGGUGAUGUGAACGGCUUUAAUUUUGAUGACAAUAUGAACGAAGUGAGCGAUGAAGAAGUGGAAUGUUUUAUUUUAUCAGUGGAUGAAUCUGGAAAUGACAUGGACAACAAAAUUAGGAAUUCUGGAACUGUUUGUAAUUUAACAGAAGACCAAUUAAAAUAUUUGGUACUAAAGAAUAAGAUGUAUCUAAAGUCCAUCUUUCAAGGAAAUACUGAGUCGUGGCGCCAUCUUGAUUAUAAGAAAGGAGGAAGAUCAAGAAAGUUGCUAAACCAUCAAGUACACCUGGGAUUGUUUACAGAAGAACAACAAGAUAUCGUCAUGGAAACAUUAAUGUCCAUUUUCUGUAAGAAACAUCAUAAGUUUAUGGAAUAUGUGAUGAAAGUUUUGCUACCUGAAAUGUUAAUAAAGAUCCACAUGGCCGUUAACAGUGUCAGCCAUAGAGAAUCAGAGGUCAUGAUGAUGGAAGCUUUGUCCAAGCCAGGAGGUGUCUACAUUUGAAUAGAUCUGUAUUGAGGAGAAAAGCUUACAUAUAUAUCUAUAUUCCUUCCAUUAUUUUACAAAGGUUGUAAGACAUGUGAAAAUUGAGGUUUUUUUCUCAGGAAUUUUGAUGCUAAUACUCAUAAACUUAUAGGCAAAUACAAGUUCUUUGUGCAAUUGAAGCAACACAAAUGUAAACCUAUACAUGUGAAGUUCAUAUCAGUAUUUAGAUCUGACAAUCAAACUUUAUAUGAGUUAUGAUCUCAAUCCAUUCUGCAUUUUGACCAGUUAAAACUCUUUAUUAGAUGUGUUAAACAUUUUGUAAAAGAGAAAACAAUAUUUACCUCAAGAGAAGACUAGGGUAAAGAAAUACUGUCACUCCUAGCUAAAUUGGGCAUUCAAUUUGACUCUGUGGUUGUUUAAAAGCAUUAUAUUCACUUGUUGACUGAGUGUUAGAAAGCUCUCAUUGUAUUGACACAGUUUUAAGUUAUAUUUUACAACUAAGACUUUUUACUGUGGAUUCAUUAUAUUUCUUUGGGUGUUAUAUUUCAUGGAUUUAUUAGUAUACAGGGUAGGUGACUGUUGAAUUAAUCAAGAUAACAAAAUAUACUUUUUCUGUAUAAAUAGAGACCGAUCUAGCUGAAAACAUAAACCUGAAUGUUCACAAUAUGGUUCUAAAACUCAUGAACCACAGUAGAUUGUAACAGAUUCUUAUUGAACCAAGAAACUUAUCUUUUAAUUGAUCUUUAUAAAGCUUCCCUGUCAAAUUAGAUACAAUUGAACCCUUAAUAGUAAAUGAGUACCCUUUUAUGUCAAAUAGACUUCAAGAAUUACAGUUAAUUUUACAUAAAUGUAUAGAUUUUUAACUAAGAAAGAAAACAAAUAUCUUAAUGCAUAUUCUGACUUAAGACCAUGUGAGUUAACUUUGUAAAAAGAAACUUUAUACAUUUUUGUUAUUUUGUUUGUUUAAAGGAAGCAAAUUGUUUCCUUUUUGUUAUGUAUUCUCAUUUUGGUUUAGAUUUGAAUAAUCUUUUCUAGUCAUAGGUAUAUC
Molecule: messenger RNA, 3555 nt
Organism: Mytilus trossulus (common blue mussel)
Lineage: Eukaryota; Metazoa; Mollusca; Bivalvia; Mytilida; Mytilidae
Exons: 11
Coding region: 42-2525 (827 amino acids)
Source: RefSeq, a predicted model, not a curated record